Humulus lupulus (European hop) is the source of this 1002-nucleotide messenger RNA. RefSeq lists its product as uncharacterized. Gene Ontology annotation, molecular function: protein dimerization activity. The record is from RefSeq and is a predicted model, not a curated record. The transcript has 4 exons. The coding region runs from base 1 to 1002 and encodes 333 amino acids. NCBI's taxonomy places the organism in Eukaryota, Viridiplantae, Streptophyta, Magnoliopsida, Rosales, Cannabaceae.
AUGGUUGUUGUGUUGCGAUAUGUAGAUAAAUAUGGGCGUGUGAUUGAACGAUUUGUGGGAAUUGAACAUGUGGCCAAUACCACAGCUAUGUCACUUAAAGGUGCUAUUGAUAAAUUAUUUUCUAGUUAUGGAUUAAGCAUAUCUAAAUUACGGGGACAAGGUUAUGAUGGGGCAAGCAAUAUGCAAGGGGAGUUUAGUUGUCUUAAAACUCUUAUUUUGAAUGAGAAUCCAUCAGCUUUUUAUGUUCAUUGUUUUGCUCACCAACUUCAACUUGCUCUUGUAGCUGUCGCAAAGAAACAUAUUGUAGUUGCUUAUCUUUUUAGUGUGGUAACUAUGGUGAUAAAUGUCGUUGGAUGUUCUUCUAAGCGUUGUGAUAUUCUUAGAGAAAAGCAAGAUGUUAUUAUUUCUGAAGCACUUAAGUGUGGUGAAAUUUCAAGUGGAAGAGGGCUAAAUCAAGAAACCAAUCUUAAACGUCUUGGUGAUAUUCGUUGGGGUUCACAUUAUGCUACAUUGUCUACAUUUAAUGAAAGCAUUGUUGUCUCAACCUUUUGUGCUAAAUAUAAUGUGGAUGUUCCUGAUAUGGAUGAUACAUUUGUUGCCCAAGAGCUAAAUGAACGUUUCAAUGAGGUAAACACCGAACUACUUCUUCGUUUAGCUUAUUUGUGCCCUGGUGAUUCAUUUGUAUCUUUUGACAAAAAAAAGUUGGUCCGGUUUGCUGAGUAUUAUCCCAAAGAUUUUUCUACUUUUCAGCUUAUGAUACUCAAUGAUCAACUUGAAACUUACAUUAUUGAUGUAUGUUCUACUGAGAAGUUCUUGGGUUUAAAAAGUAUUGGUGAUCUUUCUCAAAAAAUGGUCGAGACAAAGAAAAAUAUUGUCUAUCCACUGGUGUAUCGACUUAUUACAUUGGCAUUGAUUCUACCUAUUGUUACUGCUACGGUGGAAAGAGUAUUUUCUGCUAUGAAUAUUUUGAAAAAUAGAUUUCGUAAUCGAAUGGGAGAUUAG